Messenger RNA from Microtus ochrogaster (prairie vole), 2564 nucleotides. It is a transcript of the gene Trim21, whose product is annotated as tripartite motif containing 21. Gene Ontology annotation, biological process: protein ubiquitination. Gene Ontology annotation, molecular function: zinc ion binding; protein binding; ubiquitin-protein transferase activity. Lineage: Eukaryota; Metazoa; Chordata; Mammalia; Rodentia; Cricetidae. The record is from RefSeq and is a predicted model, not a curated record.
GAUCGGUAUCCUGUAGGUUACGUGCUGGGAAAUGAGACGAGGUGGCCUCAGAGAGAACGCAGAGAGCAUCAGAGAGGACUCAGAGAGAACGCAGGACUGAGUUUCCUCCGCCUGUCCCUUGGCUGACGGUGGCUUCUAGCACCUCUGACCUCUUUCCUCGUAGUCCCCGCCCAGUCUCCGCCCUCCCCUUGCUCCACCCUCUUCCUUCUAGACAGGCCUCUGAGAGGAAACUGAAAGUGAAAUUAGGGAUCAGGCUUGUGCAGCGAAGCUGAGAGCAGUGGCUAAUGCUGAGGAUCCUGGUAAGAAUUCUACAGCCUCAGAAAUGUCUGUGGAAAGGAUGUGGGAGGACGUCACCUGCGCCAUCUGCCUGGACCCCAUGGCAGAGCCAGUGAGCAUCGAAUGUGGCCAUAGCUUUUGCAAGGAAUGCAUUUCUGAGGUUGGGAAAAAUGGAGGCAGUUCAUGUCCCGAGUGCCGGCAACGCUUUCUGCUCAAAAACCUCAGGCCCAAUCGACAUAUAACCAACAUGAUAGAAAACCUUAAAAAAACAGCCCAGGAUGCCAAGAAGGGCAGCCCGGAAGACCGCUGCAUAAAGCAUGGAGAGAAGCUUCAUGUGUUCUGUGAGGAAGAUGGGCAGGCCCUUUGCUGGGUGUGUGCCCAGUCUGGGAAACACCGUGACCACACCAAGGUCCCUAUCGAAGAGGCCGCUCAGGUGUACCAGGAGAAGCUCCACAUGGCUUUAGAAAAACUGAGGAAAGGGAAAGAAUUGGCCGAGAAGCUGGAAAUGGAUCUUGCAAAGCAGAGAACAGACUGGAAGAGGAACGUGGACAUACAGAGGUCGAGGAUUCAUUCGGAGUUUGUACACCAGAAUAACUUGCUGGCCAAGGAGGAGCAGAGGCAGCUGCAGAAGCUGGAGAAGGAUGAGCGGGAGCACCUCAGAGUCCUGGGGGAGAAGGAGAUUGAGCUAGCUGAGAAGAAUCAGGCCCUGCAGGAACUGAUCACAGAGCUGGAGCGGAGGAGCCGUGGCUCUAACCUGGAGCUACUGCAAGAGGUGAGGAUUGUCCUAGAAAGGAGUGGAUCCUUUAACCUGGACACGUUAGAUGUUACCUCCCCGGACCUGACAAAUGCGUGCCAUGUGCCAGGGCGGAAGAAGAUGCUGAGGACAUGUUGGGUCCAUAUCACUCUGGACCGCAGCACAGCCAACCCAUGGCUCAUCAUUCCAAAGGACAGGAGACAAGUGAGGCUUGGAGAGACCCUUCAGAAUGUGCCUGAAAACGCGGAGAGAUUCGAUAAUUACCCCAUGGUGCUAGGUGCCCAGAGAUUCACCUCUGGGAAGAUUUACUGGGAGGUAGACGUGACCGGAAAGGAGGCCUGGGAUCUGGGAGUUUGCCGAGAGUCUGUGCAGAGGAAGGGGCUGUUCUCACUCAGUCCUGAGAACGGCUUCUGGACCAUUUGGCUGUGGAACAAAGACAAUUACGAGGCUGGCACCAUCCCCCAAACCACUCUCCACCUGCAGGUGCCUCCGUGCCAAGUUGGGGUCUUUGUAGACUAUGAGGCUGGCAUUGUCUCCUUCUAUAACAUCACUGACCACGGCUCCCUCAUCUACACCUUCGCGGAGUGUGACUUUGCUGGACCCCUGCGGCCCUUUUUCAAUGUCAGUUUCAAUGACGGUGGAAGAAACUCAGCCCCUCUGAAGCUCUGUCCACUGAAGAUGUGAUGGUUGGACUCAGUGCCUGCUGACCACACUUUGUGGAUGCUGUUCCCUCCUCCCUGUCACGACUACUGAAGGCAGUUCCCAGAGACUGUUAUUUCCUGUUGGUGUUCCUGCCAUGCACUCUGCCUUUUUUGCCCAUCCAGUGGAACCAUCUCACACCCUCAUCUCUUUAGAGGAGCUAGAGCCCCAGAAUGAAGGCGUUAGCUGGAGCAAUGGAAAGUUGGUGUCAACUGACCUUCAACAUCAAUAUUCCUACCGUAGGUCCCUUAAGGACUCCCGCCAGUAAGACCAACUCCUCACAGUGGACCCGAACUCUUCUAACCCAGACAAGACCACAUUUCUGUCUCCUUCCUGUGACUUCCUUUGUUUUCUUUUCUCUGUUUCUUGGCUAUUAACUUGGGCCACUUAUCUAUCUAUUCCUGUAUCGUCCAUGGCUUGCCAAAAGGCGUCCUAAGAAACUGUGCCUCGGUUCUUGUUGGAGAAGCCCAAAUAUGUGUAGUUAACAUUGUACAUCUUUUAGUUUGGAUUGGGGUUUUUUGCUACCAGAGAUUUUUUGUUUGUUUGUUUGUUUGUUUGUUUGUUUCUUCCACCGCCCCGAAUGCCAACACACUUCAUCUGUAGACUAGGUCAGGAAUAUCCAGUGUGACAAACCAAAGUCAGAAUAAAAUGUGAAGCUGACUGUAGCCAUGACAGUGUACUCAUGCCCCAGUGAUGACCGAAGUCUAGGUAGACACUGAAAUGAGUACCUGAACUAGAACAUGAAUAUAUCCAGAGCUUCAAAAAUACUGUAACAAGAUAAAAUGAAGGGUGGAUAAAUGUACAAUAAAGACAAUUCAGGGCUGUUUUUAAUUCA